GGUCCAAUAUAGCUACAUUUUCUUCAUAUAUUAAUCCUCCAAUUCUAACAAGUCGGUGUCACUCUUCUAAGUUCUAACAGAACCAUCCCCAGAUCUAACACGUAAAAUGGGAAGAAGCACAAGCAUGUUACACUCGCUGUGUCUCGUUGUUGCUUUGUUGUGUGUGUGUGCAGUGGAAGCAGAAGAUGCAUACAAGUUCUACACAUGGACGGUUACUUAUGGCACUCUUUCUCCACUUGCUACUCCACAACAGGUUAUCCUCAUCAAUGGCCAGUUUCCUGGACCAAGGCUUGACCUGGUAACCAACGACAAUGUAGUUCUCAACCUCAUCAACAAGCUUGACGAGCCAUUUUUGAUUACUUGGAAUGGCAUUAAGCAAAGGAAGAACUCAUGGCAAGAUGGAGUGUUGGGAACAAACUGUGCCAUUCCUCCAAACUCAAACUACACAUACAAGUUUCAAACCAAGGAUCAGAUUGGCACCUUUUCCUACUUUCCAUCAACUGCAUUUCACAAAGCCGCUGGAGGAUUUGGAGGACUCAAUGUCUAUCACAGAUCUGUCAUCCCAAUCCCUUAUCCAAACCCUGCUGGUGAUUUCACUUUGCUCAUUGGUGAUUGGUUCAAGACCAACCACAAGACAUUAAGGCAGACUUUGGAUUCUGGAAAAUCUCUUGGACUUCCGGAUGGCCUUCUCAUCAAUGGCCAAACACGCCCUACGUUUACCGGCAACCAGGGACAAACCUAUAUGUUCAGGAUCUCAAAUGUGGGGUUGUCAACCUCAAUCAACUUCAGAAUUCAGGGUCAUAAACUGAAACUAGUUGAGUGUGAGGGAUCACACACUCUACAGAACUUUUAUGACUCACUUGAUGUGCAUGUUGGCCAAUCAGUUUCUCUGUUGGUAACCUUGGACCAACCCCCAAAGGAUUAUUACAUUGUUGCCUCAACAAGAUUCACCACAAAAGAUCUCACAACAACUGCUGUGCUUCACUAUGCAAACUCAGGUUCCCCUGCAUCUGGACUCUUGCCUCCUGCUCCCCCUGCUAAUAAAUAUGACUGGUCCAUGCAACAAGCUACAAGCUACAGAUGGAAUCUGUCAGCAAAUGCUGCUAGGCCUAAUCCACAAGGAUCAUUCCACUAUGGAAAGAUAACUCCUACAAAGAGGUUUUUGUUUGCCAGUACAGCACCCUUGAUCAAUGGAAAGCUCCGGUAUGCUGUUAACUCGGUCUCCUAUGUGAACUCGGAUACCCCUCUGAAGCUUGCUGAUCACUUCAACAUCCCCGGAGUUUUCGACACGAGUUCCCUCCAAAGCAAUCCCUCGAAUGGCGCAGCACGCAUUGCUACCUCGGUGGUCCCAACUGCUCUCCAUGAUUUCAUUGAGGUUGUUUUCCAGAACAAUGAAAAUGCCAUGCAAUCUUGGCAUCUUGAUGGCUAUGAUUUUUGGGUUGUUGGUUAUGGUUUCGGCCAGUGGUCACCCAACAGUAGAAAUACAUAUAAUCUUGUGGACGCUCUGACCAGACACACUGCCCAGGUGUAUCCAAACUCUUGGACUGCAAUAUUGGUGUCCUUGGAUAACCAAGGUAUGUGGAAUAUGAGGUCCUCAAUAUGGGAGAGGCAAUAUCUUGGGCAACAAUUCUAUCUGAGGGUGUGGAAUGCACAGCAAAGCCUUGCCAAUGAAUAUAACAUUCCCAAUAAUGCCCUCCUUUGUGGCAAAGCCGUUGGACGCCACUCCUAGAAUCAGUUAUCAGCUAUCACCUUCAAUUUCUAGUCAUGAGAGCAUGACUACAUUAUAUAUUCUUUUUAGAGAAGAAAGUCACAGAGGGAGAAGUUCAUUUCUCUGUUUUCAGGCUCGGUUACUUCUAAUGUGUCAAAUUUUUCAUUGCUUAUUUAUAAUUUGACAAUCAAUUCAUCCGGUGUUGUUUACUGUUAUAAUUUGAGAGAGGUGUACUUACUGCACAAUGUGGCUAGUUGAGAAAGCAAAAAACUAGCCCUGCGUCCAGGAAUAUAUAAGAAUGUACUAUCAAAUCAACUUGCUGAAGGUUGUUCAAGAUUUAAUUAUAGGUUUUACAUUUGAGCUUUAGAUGU
Arachis ipaensis is the source of this 2079-nucleotide messenger RNA. Its product is annotated as L-ascorbate oxidase homolog. Gene Ontology annotation, molecular function: copper ion binding; oxidoreductase activity. Lineage: Eukaryota; Viridiplantae; Streptophyta; Magnoliopsida; Fabales; Fabaceae. The record is from RefSeq and is a predicted model, not a curated record.